Messenger RNA from Schizophyllum commune H4-8, 1473 nucleotides. RefSeq lists its product as uncharacterized. The transcript is spliced from 6 exons. The record is from RefSeq and is a predicted model, not a curated record. The coding region runs from base 1 to 1473 and encodes 490 amino acids. Gene Ontology annotation, cellular component: ASAP complex; cytoplasm; nucleoplasm. NCBI's taxonomy places the organism in Eukaryota, Fungi, Basidiomycota, Agaricomycetes, Agaricales, Schizophyllaceae. Gene Ontology annotation, molecular function: zinc ion binding; RNA binding. Gene Ontology annotation, biological process: mRNA splicing, via spliceosome.
AUGGCGGCAUCUCCGACGACAGCGCAGCAGCAGGCCACGCUCUCAGAGGCGUACGGCGACCAGGACGGCCCUCCCACCAGUGACUCUCAGUCGGCGGCUCAGCCUCUCGGCGAUGACCUUCGUGGCGAUCGCGAUCGCGACGCUGACAAUGGCAACAACGACUACGCUCGCUCCGAUGUUGGUGACUCCGUCAAGGCAGAAAACACUAGACUUGGAAAGCCCAACCCCAACAAGGUUUACAUCGGGGGCCUUCCUGAGAGCACUCGCACGGAGGACCUCAAAAACUGUUUUGGCAAGCUUGGCGCUAUCGUCAACAUCGAGCUGAAGAUCGGCUAUGGCUUUGUCGAGUUUGACAACCCCGAGGCCGCUAUUGAGAGCGUUAACAAGUACCAUGAAGGUUACUUCAUGGGCAAUAAAAUACGCGUUGAGAUUUCCAAGGGCGGAUCCAAAAGCCGCCACGCCAUGGAUCCCGGCUCAUGCUUCAGGUGUGGUGUACCGGGACACUGGGCAAGAGAGUGCCCUACCUACCCUGGCCCCCCACCUGGUCGCCGUGUAGAUCCUAUCGAUCGCGUUCGGGACCGUGAUCCGCGCGACCGCGAUUAUCCCCCUCCCCCUCCUCGUGAAUAUCGCCGUCCGGUGACGCCGCCCUACCCUCCUCCUAGGGAGUACCGUGACUACCCUCCUAUGCCUCCGCGUCGUGACUAUGACGAUUACGCCCGCCGCCCUCCUCCGGUCGACUACCGUGACCCACGUUACCCGCCUCCUCCUGUGGACUAUCGCUACGCGCCUCCCCCUCCUGUGGAUCCUUACCGGGGCUAUCCUCCGCCGCCUGUGGCUGAUCGUGGGGACCGAAGGAUGGGCCCGGUCGACCCUCGCUAUGCUGCGACACCGAUGGCUACCCCUCGCGCGAGAACUCCUCCUAGGUACCGUGACGACUACGAGCGUCCUCCACCUCGCGACUAUGAACCUCGUCGUGGGCGCCCUGUCACCCCUCCUGUACCAGCUGCAGGUCGCUAUGACUAUGCUGCACCUCCGCCAAGGAACGGCGGCUACAGGUUCGCUAGUCCAUCGGCUUUGGUCCCACACUCCUCUGACAACAUCAUAGACGUCGUUCUGAAAGCCCGCCCGCUGCCCGCGCUGCCCCUUACGACUCCUACGGCGGUGGCUAUGCUCAGCCUGGGUACCCUCGCCGCGACUACCCUCCUCGCGGCGUGGCCGAGAACGGCUAUAGGCGUUGAGGCCAUUAUCAAGUUUGCGGUCAUUUCGUCUAGCGCCACCAGCGGUCCGGCUCUGGCCAACAGUGGUCUAGCUCAGACUAACAGCGGUCAUGCUUUGACCGACCAUGUUCUUGCUUUGGCCAACGAAUCUGUCUCCGGUGAUCUACGAGAGAACAAUCUUCUGAAUACGCACCAUCUACGUGCUCCGAAUACGCAUCAUCUAUGUGCUCCGAGCUAUCUUCGCGCACCUUGCUAA